CGGCCUCAUCCACUCUGAAAUUUGGUCGCGCAUUUUGGGACGAAGAAGAAGGAGGAGCUUUUUGAGGGAAGCGCAGGUGCAAAGAAGAAAGAAGCCACCACACAGUUUCUCGUGCCGCCAACGUGCUUCUGCUCCGCCGUUCACCUGCUCCCUGCAAAUAGACGCAAUGGCGGCCUCAGUAGCGUCCAAGGUGACCACCCUCAGCUCCGCCUUCAUCGGCAACAAGGAGCUCUGCUCCGUGAAGACGACGAGGGCGUCGGUCUUUGUCAGCAACGUGAACAGGGCCCGGACUGUCUGCUCAGCAGAGAAGUCAGUUGGCAAGGCCGCCACCGCCAUUGCCCUCGCUGCCGCCAUUGCUGUUGCCACCCCCCAGAUCGCCUCUGCUGAUGUUGCUGGUCUGACCCCCUGCAAGGACUCCAAGGCUUUCGCCAAGAGGGAGAAGAAGGAGGUUAGCAAGCUGCAGAACAGGCUAAAGAACUACGAGGAGGGCAGCGCACCUGCGCUUGCUCUUCAAGCUAGCAUUGACCGCACGCAGGCUCGGUUCGCAAAGUACGGCAAGCAGGGUCUGCUCUGCGGGACUGACGGCCUCCCCCACUUGAUUGUGGACGGAGACCAGGCACAUCUGAGCGAGUUUGUGUUCCCCGGGCUAGUGUUCCUGUACAUUGCUGGAUGGAUCGGAUGGGUUGGCCGGGAAUACCUCAUUGCUGUGAAGUCAACAGCAAAGAAGCCCACUGAGAAGGAAAUCAUCAUCGACGUGCCCCUCGCCCUCAAAUUGACCACCACCGGCCUCACAUGGCCCAUUGCCGCCGUCAGUGCCCUUAGAAAUGGUUCCCUGAUCGUUCCCGACAGCAAGAUCACCGUGUCCCCGAGAUAAUCAUUGCAAUGCCACCGCUCGAUGCUCAUUGAGAGCAGUACAUAAAGCAGGGACGGUGUUCAGCGAAUGGUUCUAAAAUGUGUCAGCAACGCUGGCUGGGCAGGCUAGCUCCAUAAACGAGGUCGGCUGCGAGUUGGCAAACGGUCCUUGCUGCCGCAACUGGCCUCGAGCGAGAACGUUGUUCCGUUGAUAUUGUAGAACAGCAUUUUGUUUAUAUUGUCCGCGACUGAUUGAAGGAGACCCUGGCAUUGCUUCCUGAAUCUGGAAGAGAUGUGAUUGUGUUGAACUGGUGCGUCCAUGCUACGGAAGCUGCUCAAAAGAUUGGAUGUCAUUACUUCAAGCAUAAGGUCUGACAAUCUCGAC
This is a messenger RNA of Klebsormidium nitens, 1237 nucleotides long. The record is from the annotation of a GenBank genome assembly. NCBI's taxonomy places the organism in Eukaryota, Viridiplantae, Streptophyta, Klebsormidiophyceae, Klebsormidiales, Klebsormidiaceae.